Geodia barretti is the source of this 290-nucleotide messenger RNA. NCBI's taxonomy places the organism in Eukaryota, Metazoa, Porifera, Demospongiae, Tetractinellida, Geodiidae. The record is from the annotation of a GenBank genome assembly.
UAAGGAAGGGAAAUAAGGAGAAAGAAGAGCAAGAUACGGCCUGGGAUGUCGUGUACAGGUGACUAGUAGUCGAGCGAGCAGUACCAGUUUUGCUAGUUGGAAAACUGUAGUGCUAAACACGGGCAGAGCGGUACCAGCUAUUGGUUUUGGAACUUAUGGUGGACUGUGGUGAACUCCAGGAAACUAUCUAUUGUGUACGUGUGUCAUUCGCUUAUACUAUUGUACUAGGAUUGUUCAGGUCACGUUAUCGCUUAGUUCAAACUGCUAUAGUAUUGUACUGCGGUUAUGUU